Messenger RNA from Maniola jurtina (meadow brown), 1669 nucleotides. RefSeq names its product transcriptional regulator ATRX homolog. Lineage: Eukaryota; Metazoa; Arthropoda; Insecta; Lepidoptera; Nymphalidae. Gene Ontology annotation, molecular function: zinc ion binding; nucleic acid binding. Bases 144 to 1628 code for a protein of 494 amino acids. The record is from RefSeq and is a predicted model, not a curated record. The transcript has 4 exons.
UGUCAAUCAAAUCAAAGCACGUAAAUUAUAACGUGGGAUUUUAUGUAAAAUUCCAUUAGGUAUUAAUUGAUGUAACUUACGGUUUACAAGCAUACAAGCAUAAUAAUCACUCGUUGCGUGAGAAGUAUUAAACUUGAUACAAUAUGACCAGGUUUGCCAGGGCUCAAGGCUCUAAGGCUUCUAACCUAAAAUCUCCAGAAGAUAGUACUCCAUGGGAGGUAAUGAAAGAUCAAUUGCUAAAAUCUAAAAAAGAAAACGAAGAAAGCAAAAAUCGAGAAGAGGCGGAAAAGCAGAGAAUAGAAAACUACAAUAACUUUCUCAAAGAUCAAAAGACUCAGAAGAGAAAAGCUACAUGGUGUGAAUUCCCUGAAGCACAAACUAACAAUCAAAUAAGUUCAUCUUCAAAUGAAAGUAAAAACCAUGCAAAAAACAAUAAAAAGAAACCAAAUAAUCAAUGUGUGUCUAAUCCUGAAGCAAAUUUACAAAAUGGUAGAGAUGGUGAUGAUGAUCUGAAAAUAAAUAAGUCGCUUAAAAAGAAGAACAAGAAAAAGAAAUCAAAUAAUAUUGAACACAGCAUUGAGCCUUCAGCGAUAGAAAUAAAUGAUAAUCACCAGGAAGAUGUAAAAGAGGCCACCGAAAAUAACCAAGUUACAACCAACCACACACAACAAACUCCACAGAAGAAAAAGAAAAAAAAGGAGGAAAAGCAAUCCACAGAAAUAAAAGUGACUACACAGACUGAUGAAUCAGUAAACACCUCUGAGAAGGAAUUAAAUCCAGCAGAACCUAACAGACAACAGCCAGACAGUAAAAAAAAGAAAAAUAAAAGGAAUAAAAAACGAAAGAUUCCUGAGAAGAAUGUUAAUGAAGAAAGUAAUAAAUCGGAAAAUAGCACAGAACAAAAAUUGAGUACGCCAAAUCAACCUACACCAUCAAAGAAAUCAAAGAAAAAAAAGGACAAGCAGGGUCGCAGAAAACCUGUAAACGACAAUAGCUUCCAGCUUAUAAUCAAUUCAAAAGAAGUACAAUUAGUAAGAUAUGAUGGAUUCCCUAUAAUGAAAAGGGAUGCAGAAAGACUUGAGGAAUUAAAAAAAAGUAUGAUAGCGAAAGGCAUUCCGAAAAGCGAAGUCCAAAGGACCAUGAAACUAGAGAGGAGAAGAGCUGAGAAAGCUUUGGCAAGACUUAAAAGAGAUGUAUGUUAUAAUUGUAGGAAAGGUGGCCACAAUUUAUCUGAUUGUCCAGAUUUAAAGGCUAAUAUUCCCGGUGCUGGUGCAGCGGAUGGUGUAUGCUUUAAAUGUGGCUCCACAGAGCAUAGGCAGUUUGAAUGUAAAGUGCAGAGGGAUAAGGAGUUUAGAUUUGCUACUUGUUUUAUUUGCAAGGAAGCUGGUCAUAUAGCAAGGCAAUGUCCUGAUAAUCCUAAGGGCUUGUAUCCAAAUGGUGGGUGCUGUAAACUUUGUGGAGAUGUCACUCACUUGAGAAAGGAUUGUCCAACAGUAAAUGAGAAGAAGGAAAGCACUUCUAUCAAGCUACAGACUUUGACAGAUGACAAUAUUGAGGAUAUUGGACAAAAUAUUAAACAAGUGUCUGAAGAACCAGUGUCUAAGAAACCUAAAAAGAUAACAUUCUAAUUUAUUUCAUGUACCUACAAAUAAAACAUUUAAAAAGGUAA